AUGGGUCUCGCCUUUUUGGGCUGGCCUCGCUGCGCUCGCGUCCGCGGCGGCUCGGUGCUCAGCGGCGAGGCCAAGUCGCUCCUCAAGGGCGCGGAGCAGUGCGUGGGCCGCGUGAACGCGCUCGAGGCCGACAUGGAGGCGCUCAGCGACGCGGGCCUGCGCGACCUCGCCAAGACGCUCGGCGACGAGCUCUCGGCGCUCGACCCGUCGCGGGAGGCGUCGGACGCGCAGGUCGCGUCGGCCUUCGCCCUCGCGCGCGAGGCGGCCUGGCGCGUGCUCAAGCUGCGGGCCUACGACGUCCAGCUCCUCGGCGGCUACGUCAUGUCGCGCGGCGCGCUCGCGGAGAUGGCGACGGGCGAGGGCAAGACGCUCGCGGCCGUCGCGCCGACGCUCCUGGGCGCGCUGCGGCGCCGCGGGGCCCUCGUCGUGACGGCCAACGACUACCUCGCGCGGCGCGACGCCGACGGCGUCGGCCUCGUGCUGCGCUUCCUCGGCCUGAGCGUGGGCCUCGUCGAGUCGUCGAUGGCCGUCGGCGGCGACGACCGCCGCGACGCGUACGCGAGUGACGUGACCUACGUGAGCAACGCGGAGCUCGGCUUCGACUACCUGCGGGACCAGCUCGCCCUCGAGGAGGCCGAGCUCGUCAUGCCGUCGCGGCCGGGCGCGUCCGCCGUCGAGGAGCUCUUCUACUGGUGCCUCGUCGACGAGGCCGACUCCAUCCUCAUCGACGAGGCGCGGACGCCCCUCAUCAUCUCCGAGACGACGGCGGCGCCCAAGGCCAAGUACGACGUCGCGCGGGACCUCGCCGACGGCGUGCUCCAGAAGGGCCGCCACUACGACGUCGACGAGAAGGGCAUGUCCGUGAUCCUGACCGAGGCGGGCUACGGCGAGUGCGAGCGCACGCUCGGCACGUCCAUGUUCGACCCCAAGGACCCCUGGGCGCCCUUCGUCCUCGGCGCGCUCCGGGCCAAGGAGCUCCUCCUCAGGGACCGCGACUACCUCGUCGACGGCGCCGGCGCGGUCAAGCUCGUCGACGCGUUCUCCGGCCGCGUGCUCGAGGGCCGGCGCUACGCGGACGGCCUCCAGCAGUCCAUCGAGGCCAAGGAGGGGCUCGUCUGCUCGGACCAGACGCGGCCGACGGCCCAGGUCACGUUCCAGGCCCUCUUCCGCACGCUGAGCUCGCGCCUCGCGGGCAUGACGGGCACGGCGCUGAGCGACGGCAAGGAGCUCGGCGACGUCUACAAGCUCACGGUGGUCCCCAUCCCGACGGCCUUGCCGAUCGCGCGCAAGGACUACGACGACGCCGUCUACCGGACCGUCGACGCGAAGGAGCGCGCGGCCGCGGCCGAGGUCGUCCGCGCGCACAAGGACGGCCGCCCCGUGCUCGUGGGCACGACGUCCGUGGAGCAGUCCGACGCCUUCGUGGAGCGCCUCUUGCGCGACUACGGCCUCGCCGCGUCGAAGCUCUCCGCGCGGCCCGACGCGGCCGCGCGCGAGUCCGCGGUCAUCGCGCAGGCGGGCCGCCUCGGCGCGGUCACCGUCGCGACGAACAUGGCGGGCCGCGGCACGGACAUCAAGCUCGGCGGGUCGGCGUCCGACCUGGCGAAGCUCGUCGCCGACCCCGCGGUCGCCGCGCUCCGGAAAGCUUUGGCGGCGCUCGAGGCGGACCUCGGCGCCGCGCUCGACGCCGAGCGGGCCGCGGUCGUGCGCGCCGGCGGCCUCUACGUCGUCGGCACGGAGCGCCACGAGUCCGUGCGCAUCGACAACCAGCUCCGGGGCCGCUCCGGCCGCCAGGGCGACGCGGGCGCGAGCCGGUUCUUCGUCUCCGUCGACGACCCCAUGUUCAAGACCUUCGGCGGCGACCAGAUCGCCAAGCUCAUGGAGACCUUCCGCGUCGGCGACGACCUGCCCCUCGAGGCCAAGUCCGUCACCGAGAACCUGGGCAAGAUCCAGGCCAAGGUCGAGGCCUACAACGCGGACCUCCGCGUCAACGUGCUCAAGUUCGACGACGUCCUCGACGGCCAGCGCCGCGCGCUCUACGCGACGCGGCGGCGCCUGCUCCUCGACGGCGCCGACGACGCGGCGGCGAACGCGCGCGAGUGGGCCGCGGACGCGCUCCUCGCCAUCGCGAAAUCCGUCGACCGCGACGCCGGCGCCGACGGCGACGUCGACGCGCUCCUCGCGGCGCGCCUCGACGCCUUCUUCGGGCCCGGCGCGCUCCGCCUCGACGCCGACGCCCUCGCGGCCCUCGGCGAGGGCGAGGCGACGAAGGUCGCCGCGCUGCCCGCCGUCGCGGCCUGCGUCGACGGCCUCCUCGAUGCCGUCGCGGAGAAGCGGCCCGCGCGGCCGCCGACGGAGUCCUUCACGAAGCUCGCGCUCAUCCGCCUCGACAAGCUCUGGGCCGACCACCUCCUCAACAUGAACUACCUCAAGGAGUCCGUCCAGCUCCGCACGCUCCAGCAGACCGACCCCUUCCAGGAGUACCAGCGCGAGGGCUUCGAGCUCUUCACCGCGCUCCAGACGAAGAUCAAGGCCGACACGAUCUACUCCCUCCUCCAGAUCGCCAAGGAGUAA
This is a messenger RNA of Aureococcus anophagefferens, 2574 nucleotides long. RefSeq lists its product as hypothetical. Gene Ontology annotation, cellular component: membrane. Gene Ontology annotation, biological process: protein targeting; protein import. Bases 1 to 2574 code for a protein of 857 amino acids. Gene Ontology annotation, molecular function: ATP binding; ABC-type protein transporter activity. The transcript is spliced from 3 exons. NCBI's taxonomy places the organism in Eukaryota, Pelagophyceae, Pelagomonadales, Pelagomonadaceae. The record is from RefSeq and is a predicted model, not a curated record.